ACCAGUUUGGAGGAAUCCAACUGAAAAAAACCAUCAGCUGCCGCUCUCUUCCCUUCCCUUGGCUCCUCACCUGCACUAAGCCUAUAAAGAAUCAUCCAUCUCCCUUUCUUGCCUCACAGCCCCAAGCCUUGAUCCACCCCCUUCCCCACAUUAGAGAUCGAUCUCAAGAAGAAUGGGUUCCGUCUCUCGCCCCUCUCUGGAUCAGAAGCUGGCUAUGGCGAAGCGCUGCUCCCACGAGGGAGUUGUCGCGGGAGCAAAGGCGGCCAUGGUUGCAACUGUUGCUUCGGCCAUUCCCACUUUAGCUAGCGUGAGGAUGAUCCCAUGGGCAAGGUCCUUCCUUAAUCCGGCUGCUCAAGCCCUCAUCGUUUCAUCAGCGGCGGGGGCGGCGUACUUCAUAGUUGCGGACAAGACGGUGUUGGCUGCAGCGAGGAAGAACUCGUUCAAGGAUGCUUACCAGGCUGACAUCAGGGCUUGAGAGUCCGACAUGAUAGCUAGCUACUUCUACAUCUUGAUGCAGAUAUCCGUUUUUGUAUGAGAAAUGCUGUGUGGAAACAAGUUAUUGGGUUGAAGCUUUUACCGUUGUAUCAUUCUUCCCACCAAAAUCCAAUAAAAUAUUUUCUUUUAUGAGUAGUUUUCACGA
Messenger RNA from Phoenix dactylifera (date palm), 640 nucleotides. RefSeq names its product early nodulin-93-like. The record is from RefSeq and is a predicted model, not a curated record. Lineage: Eukaryota; Viridiplantae; Streptophyta; Magnoliopsida; Arecales; Arecaceae.